AUGAAGGGAUUCCUUCAAAAAGCCAAGGCGGAGCUCAAAGGCUUCUCUCAACGUGACGAGUCUGGUAACUCCCAUUUUGGUGGAAACCAACAAGCACAACAUCAACAGCACUUUUCCCCAGCUCAUCAGCAAGGUGGCUUCGGUCACGACCAUGGCCAUGAUCAACACCAUGGUAUCAGCGACCCGACAACGCUGGAUGUUCUUCGCUAUCGCUAUCACCAUGGAACCAAUCUUGGAUCUGUUUACGUUAUUGAACGAUGGCUUCAGGGUUCUCGAUUUCCUGAUGGUGCUGAGGGAUCAAGCGAGCUUGCAGCAGUGCAAGCCUGGGUGGACAGGGUUGGUGUCGCUGAGACGAAGCAAAAGUUCGAGGAGCACUGGGCCAAUAUUAUACACGAUAACGCCAUUGGAUGGCUUGCUAAUGUGGCCAAAUGUACAACUGUCCGCCUGCCCAUCGGCUACUACGACCUCCCAGGCGCCGUCUUCACCCAGGGAACACCUUUCGAGCCCUAUGCUGAAAUCUACACAGGAGCAUGGGACAGUAUUCGCACCCUAAUCCAACGUCUGCGCGCACGUUCAAUCGGCGUUCUGGUUGAUCUGCAUGCACUACCAGGGGGCGGAAACGCGCAGGAACACUCAGGCACUAACAGUGGGCGUGCCGAGCUAUGGACCAAUCCCAGUAACCGUGCGUUAGGUGUUCGCUGCUGCCAGUUCAUUGCAGAAGAUACCAAAGCGGGAGCUGAGAUUGCUGGUCUCCAACUCGUCAACGAGGCUGAAUGGGAAUCAGAGCGCAUGUACGAGUGGUAUGACGAGUGUAUAGCCGCCGUGUCCGCCAUAGACCCCGGAAUUCCUAUCAUAAUAUCUGAUGGCUGGAACCUAGGCAAAGCGGUAGAUUGGUCUUUGCAGAAGAACUCCAUAUACUCGCAUCCGCAAUGCCCAGUGGUGGUUGACACGCACUAUUAUUGGGCUUUUACAGACCAAGACAAAGCGAAGACACCACAGCAGAUCAUCGGGGAAGCCGGCACCAAGCUAGAACAGUUGGAUGGUAAAGAAGGCUCUGUGCAUGAUCGUGGUGCAGUACAGGUUAUUGUUGGCGAAUACUCCUGCGUUAUGACUGAAGACUCUUGGGCCAAGGGCGGCGGAGUCCCCAAGGAGGAGCUCGUACGACAAUUUGGUCAAGCGCAGAGCAGAAGGUACCAAGAGAAAGCUGGCGGCAGUUUCUUUUGGACCUGGAAAAUGGAUUGGAUGCCUGGCGGCGAGUGGGGGUUUAAAGCUAAAACAGAAGAUGGGAGUAUUGUGCCACCCCAGUACACAAAAACGACCGCUGAUGACAGACUCCGGAUGACCGAAAAAGCUAGACACGAGAAGGACGGGCGUAUGCAUGAGGCGAUUCAACAGCACGUGUCCUAUUGGCGCGGCGUGGAUCCCAAUGGUCACUAUGAGCACGAAAAGUACGAAUACGGCUGGCGGGUUGGUUAUCAAGACGCUCUCGGCUUCUUUGAGGGCAGAGGAACACAAGGCGACAAAAUUGGCAUGUUCGAGAUAUGGAUCCUUAAGCGGAUUAGAGAAAGUGGGUAUAGAGGAGGCUUCACUUGGCUAUUUGAGCAAGGUCUGAGAAAAGGUGCACAAGACUGCUACUCUGCAGUGGGCGUUUAG
Alternaria postmessia is the source of this 1653-nucleotide messenger RNA. RefSeq lists its product as uncharacterized. Gene Ontology annotation, biological process: glucan catabolic process. Bases 1 to 1653 code for a protein of 550 amino acids. Gene Ontology annotation, molecular function: glucan endo-1,6-beta-glucosidase activity. The record is from RefSeq and is a predicted model, not a curated record. The transcript has a single exon. Gene Ontology annotation, cellular component: cell surface; extracellular region. NCBI's taxonomy places the organism in Eukaryota, Fungi, Ascomycota, Dothideomycetes, Pleosporales, Pleosporaceae.